AUGGCAAGCCGUCCAGUCCUCCGCACAGCGCGGGUCCUUCUCCCGGCCACUCCAAGCCGUCUCUUCUCAACCACAGCCCCCACCACUUCCACCACUACCUCCUCCUCCUCCUCCUCCUUCUCCUCAUCUUCAUCACCAACCUCACCGUCCUCAAUCUCACAACCCAAAGGUGAUGGCCAACAACCCCCCAAAUCCACUAAAGGCCGCAAACCUUUAACUCCAGAACAAAGAACCAUGCUCUCCCGCGCCCUCCGCGUGAACCAAGCUGGCGAGCUCGCUGCCACCCUCAUCUACACAGCCCAAACCCCCCUCGUCGUCUCCCGCGAACCUCACCUCCGUCCGCUAAUGCAACACAUGUACGACCAGGAAGAAGGCCACCUCCGCACCUUCAACGAAUUAAUCCAUCGUCAUCGCGUCCGCCCAACCGCUUUAUACCCCCUCUGGCAGGUAUUGGCCACUGGUCUAGGCUGGACAACAGCCAUGCUGGGGCGGGAGGCCGCCAUGGCGUGCACGGAGGCGGUCGAGACCGAGAUCGGGGGGCACUAUAACGGGCAGAUUCGGGAUCUGUUGGCGAUGGUGGAGGGGUGGGAGCGGGAGGGGUACGAGGUUGGGGAGGAGUUUCGCAGUUUGAUCGAGACGCUGCGGAAGACGAGGGAUGAGGAAUUGGAGCAUUUGGAUCAUGCGGUCGAGCAUGAUGCUAGGAAGGCGGAGCCGCAUUGGUUAUUGACGGGGAUUAUCAGGUUGGGGUGUAGAGGGGCGAUUUGGGUUAGUGAGCGGGUGUAA
Messenger RNA from Thermochaetoides thermophila DSM 1495, 783 nucleotides. RefSeq names its product ubiquinone biosynthesis protein coq7-like protein. NCBI's taxonomy places the organism in Eukaryota, Fungi, Ascomycota, Sordariomycetes, Sordariales, Chaetomiaceae. Gene Ontology annotation, molecular function: 3-demethoxyubiquinol 3-hydroxylase activity. The record is from RefSeq and is a predicted model, not a curated record. Bases 1 to 783 code for a protein of 260 amino acids. Gene Ontology annotation, biological process: ubiquinone biosynthetic process. Gene Ontology annotation, cellular component: mitochondrial inner membrane. The transcript has a single exon.